This is a messenger RNA of Cucurbita pepo subsp. pepo (vegetable marrow), 1944 nucleotides long. The record is from RefSeq and is a predicted model, not a curated record. NCBI's taxonomy places the organism in Eukaryota, Viridiplantae, Streptophyta, Magnoliopsida, Cucurbitales, Cucurbitaceae.
AUGGCAACUAACGACGUCCUACUCCCCCCAGCAGAACAGAGUGGUGGAACGCCAAAAUCAGACCAUUGUCGGGACAGCAAGGUCUUUGAUGAUGACGGCCGGGAUGCCUGGGAUAGUAAGGUCAAUCGGUCACCAACCCGACGCCUUUACGGGAAGACGUCAUAUGAGGCCUGGUACAACAAAAAGCUAGCGGUACAUCAUUUUCGAGUGUUCGACUGCAUCGCAUACAUGAAGGUAGUGCAUCCCCACCUCGCCAAGCUCGACCCUAGGGGCCUGAAGGUCGUCUUCAUCGGCUAUGAACCCAGGAGCAAGAAUGAUGUGAUCGAGGUAGACCAGAACCCAAAUCAAUUCACGGUAGAGUACCUCAUCACCGAGCCAAGAGAAGGAGGAGCGCAGCAUCGAGAACUGUCACCAACAUCAGCAGCUGUAACUCCUAAACCAGUGGAGUUUGCAACACCACGGACUGCGGAUUCGACGCUGGAUGUCGAUCACGAUGAUGAUCUGGUGGCCAGGUAUCGAAGGAUGGACGACCUAGUGGGAGGAGGUGAACCACCUGGACUGGCGACGCGCGAGCUCGAAGAAGUGACCGAACUACAUGCUAUCAGCACAGAUGAACCGAACACCUUCGCCAAAGCAGAAAGGAACCCAUGCUGUUUGAAGGUCCACCACAUGGACGUGAAGUCCGCUUUCCUUAACGGAGAGCUGAAGGAGACCAUCGACGUCCAACAACCACCUGGCUUCCUGGACAACGACAAUCCUGGUAAGAACCCAAAUCAAUUCACGGUAGAGUACCUCAUCACCGAGCCAAGAGAAGGAGGAGCGCAGCAUCGAGAACUGUCACCAACAUCAGCAGCUGUAACUCCUAAACCAGUGGAGUUUGCAACACCACGGACUGCGGAUUCGACGCUGGAUGUCGAUCACGAUGAUGAUCUGGUGGCCAGGUAUCGGAGGAUGGACGACCUAGUGGGAGGAGGUGAACCACCUGGACUAGCGACGCGCGAGCUCGAAGAAGUGACCGAACUGCAUGCUAUCGCGCAAAUGAACCGAACACCUUCGCCAAAGCAGAAAGGAACCCAUGCUCGCAUCGAAAAGGGAGAAGUUGUGAAGCACAAGGCCCAUCUGGUGGCGAAGGGCUACAUCCCGAAGCAAGGAGUGGACUUCGAAGAGGUAUUUGCGCUGGUGACAAGGUUAGAAUUUGUCCGCCUUCUCCUGGUAAUCGCGACACAUUGCUCUUGGGAGGUCCACCACAUGGACGUGAAGUCCUUUUUCCUUAACGGAGAGCUGAAGGAGACCAUCGACGUCCAACAACCACCUGGCUUCCUGGACAAUGACAACCCGAGUAAGGUAUUGCGCCUACACAAGGCACUCUAUGGGCUUCGGCAAGCACCACGAGCUUGGAACGCGAAGCUCGAUAGUAUCCUACUGUCAGUGAAGUUCAAGUGUUGUGCCUCUGAGCAUGGCAUGUACACGCACGACCACGAUGAGCAGCGACUGAUUUUGGGAGUGUACGUCGACGACCUCAUAAUAACUGGAGGCGACAUGGAAGUCCUUGGAAGGUUCAAGAGGGAGAUGUCAAAGAACUUCAAGAUGAGCGAUCUCGGCAUACUCAACUACUACCUCGGCAUCAAAGUGCAACAGAGUACUACCGGCAUCACCAUCUGCCAAAAUGCGUACGCGAAGAAGCUGCUGGACACAACUGGACUUGCAGACAGUAACCCUACAAGGAUGCCGAUGGAGGCUCGGCUCCAACUAAGGAAGGCUAGCACUACGACGACAGUCGACGCCACCAAUUACCACAACAUUGUCGGGAGCCUGCACUAUCUGGUAAACACACGCCCUGACCUUACUUACUCAGUUGGAUAUGUGAGUAGAUUUAUGGAAGCACCUCGGAAGGAGCAUCUUGUGGCUGCCAAGUGCAUCCUGCGUUAUGUGGCUGGGGUGUGA